Racocetra persica is the source of this 282-nucleotide messenger RNA. NCBI's taxonomy places the organism in Eukaryota, Fungi, Glomeromycota, Glomeromycetes, Diversisporales, Gigasporaceae. The record is from the annotation of a GenBank genome assembly.
AUGCACAAUAAGGUUGCCAACUUAUUAGAAGUAUAUGAAACCAUUAAGGUUCAAUACGAAAGCUUAGAUUACAAAAAUGAAAGUGAUCAAUAUAAGCAAAUAGACAAUAGAAUCUUCAAAAUUCAGCAAGAUAUAAAUAUAGCAAGAGAUAAAUUGGAAGAAUAUAAUGACAUCAAGAAAAAAUUUGCAGAAAUGUAUAACUUAUUAGAAGAAAUUAAUGAAAUUAAUGAUCAAUUAUGGGGAUUUACUGACUAUAGUGUAAAAGAAGUUCCUUACUCUUGA